AUGCCGCCUUUCCAACUACCGCCAAACCUCAAAUUCGGCCCCUUCUCCGUCACCCCUCAGGUCUUUCACCUCUCCCGUUCCCGGCUAUCAUUUGGCCUGGUGAAUCUGAAACCCUUACUACCGGGCCACGUCCUCAUCUGUCCAGUGCGGUGUGUUCCGCGGUUAUCGCAAUUGAGCUCUGCAGAGACGGCAGACCUCUUUCAGACUGUGCAACGAGUCUCGCGGACCCUGGAGCGCUUGUACUCGGCUAGUGCUUUCAAUGUGGCUGUUCAGGAUGGUGUAGACGCUGGCCAAUCAGUCCCACACGUCCAUGUGCAUAUCAUCCCACGGCGACGAGGGGAUUAUGACCAUAAAGGCGGCGGAGACCAGAUUUACAAUGCCAUGGACGGCGAGGAGGGAGAUGUGGGCAAGGCGUUUUUGGAGAUGCAGCGGCGGAGGGAUGAGCUGGCACAGCAGAGGACGGAGAUCGCCAACGGUCCGGACAGCGAUAGACAGCCGAGAUCGAUAGAGGAGAUGAUGAAGGAGGCUGAGUGGUUGAGAGAGGAAAUGGAGAAGGACCGUGUUGAUGGCGACGAGGACAGUUGA
This is a messenger RNA of Exophiala dermatitidis NIH/UT8656, 585 nucleotides long. RefSeq names its product bis(5'-nucleosidyl)-tetraphosphatase. The transcript has a single exon. NCBI's taxonomy places the organism in Eukaryota, Fungi, Ascomycota, Eurotiomycetes, Chaetothyriales, Herpotrichiellaceae. Gene Ontology annotation, molecular function: catalytic activity. The record is from RefSeq and is a predicted model, not a curated record. Bases 1 to 585 code for a protein of 194 amino acids.